CCCCUCUACCUCUUGUCAGCAGUCUCUAACUGGAGCGCAUUCAGGAACUCAGCCAACCUCGAAGAACACCGUCUCUGUUUAAACGAAACAAAAGAGCGGCGGCGUAACCAUGGAAAAGAACGGGACCGCAGCGUCCUUGGAGCCUGAAAGAUUUUCUCACGCCGCCCCGACCUCAGACAAGGCAGGUGGUACCAUUCCCGGCUCAACGGCCCUAUCUGAAACGACAGCUCCGUCAUCGUCAUUACCGGCAUCGGUCUUGCCAACAGAGAGAGCAUCAACUACAGAAGGACCAAAAUCAGUAGCCACAGCAGAAGCUCCAUCCAAGCGACCAGACUGGGCUACAGGGGAUCCCUUUUUCGACACGAUGGCCGGUAUGGGUUCGCCAGAAUACCAACGCUACUACACCGGAAUAACCUAUAAUACCGAAAAGGGUGAUAAUCAGGACCAAGGCCUUGAGACAGAGGCGGCCGCAAUGACACUAGCAGAUCAGGACUCAGGGAGUGCGAAUAAAACCUGCUCGUCCACAGAAGCCUCGUCACCGGACUCGAAUACUGGUCUUGAUCAUUGGAACCGGACAAGAGACCAAUGGACAAAAGGAAGGUGGCAUGUGGUCCCAAGUGCCAAUAGCAACAAUCCAGCCCUGAGCGCCAUCAACCCAAAGAACCACGAUGCAAUAUAUGACAGUCUGGUGUAUGACCGGAAACGACUCUCGAAGCCGAUUCCGUUGCCACUGGUGAUCAAGGUGCUAGUAAGCGGUUGGAAAAGGGACGGUCUAUGGCAAGAGAGUCCGGCACAGCCACCAUCAGGACCAGGAUCAACCCCGUCUUCAGCACCCUCGCAAGGAAUAAACAGCUAUGUCCCAGGAUUCUCGUCAACCCACUCCCUGCCCAUUCAGAAGAAAUUGUAAAUGAUUCGUCUCUGGACCUUCAAUAAAGUAAUGAGUUAUGGGUCUUGAGAAUAACUAUCUAGCUAAAAAUUAGAAGGCGCGUGAGAAAGAGAGAGG
This is a messenger RNA of Gamsiella multidivaricata, 1003 nucleotides long. RefSeq lists its product as uncharacterized. The record is from RefSeq and is a predicted model, not a curated record. The transcript has 2 exons. Bases 110 to 907 code for a protein of 265 amino acids. Lineage: Eukaryota; Fungi; Mortierellomycota; Mortierellomycetes; Mortierellales; Mortierellaceae.